Messenger RNA from Cryptotermes secundus, 1231 nucleotides. RefSeq names its product protein TEX261. Lineage: Eukaryota; Metazoa; Arthropoda; Insecta; Blattodea; Kalotermitidae. Gene Ontology annotation, molecular function: COPII receptor activity. The coding region runs from base 206 to 808 and encodes 200 amino acids. The record is from RefSeq and is a predicted model, not a curated record. The transcript is spliced from 5 exons. Gene Ontology annotation, cellular component: COPII-coated ER to Golgi transport vesicle; Golgi membrane; endoplasmic reticulum membrane. Gene Ontology annotation, biological process: endoplasmic reticulum to Golgi vesicle-mediated transport.
AAAGUGUGUUGUGGUAACCAUGGUCCCCAUCGUCCCCAUGGUGAUAUGUUUUCGUUAAAGUGCUUGCUGAAGAUGACUGUUAUUACCGGUUGUGAGAGCUAGAGUACUAAAGAAGUUUAGUUUUGAAAUGUUGAUAUCAUCAACAAAACAGGAAUUUCGAACAUUGCCAGUGUAUAAUUAAAUCAAGACCUAACUAUUUAAAGAAAUGUGGUUUCUGUAUAUGUUGAGUUGGGUGGCAAUAAUUGUGCAAGUAUCUUUCGUUACAGUGGCAGUAGCUGCUGGUUUAUAUUACCUAGCAGAGUUAGUAGAAGAAUACACUGUAAUGACAAAGAGAAUUAUAUGGUGGAUGACUGUGAUAACCCUGUUGUUUUACAUAGGGUUUCUCUUGUUUGAAGACUUUCCUGCUUCAGUCAUCAUCUGUGGCGUCAUUAGUCAAGUAGCGCACUUGUUCAUUCUCAAGACAUUUCCAUUUGUUAUGAUUGCUUCACCUGCAUUCAUUGUAGCAAUCAUAAUGCUAAUUAUAAAUCAUUAUUUGGCAUUUCAGUACUUCUCAGCUGUGUAUUAUUCUUUUUCAGAGGUAAUUUCAUACUUCACCCUCUGCCUUUGGCUUGUUCCAUUUGCCCUCUUUGUGUCUCUCUCAGCUAAUGAGAACAUUUUGCCAACAGUUGCAGAAAGAAAGCCAUUAUUAGAUGACAACGAUGUUGUCAGCAAUUACUUUUCUAGGAAAGGCAAAAAAUAUGGAUUGCUGUCGCUGUUCAACUAUGCUAAAGACUCUAUUCUUCCGCAGCGUAAUAAAAAAUCUUUCUGAACAGUGGACAUGAAUAUCAGUAAACCAAUAACAUACAGCCAUGAUAUAAAUGGACUACAUCAUUACAUCACUGAGUGAACUGGACAAACUUUACAUCAUAAGCCUUACUUUCAAAUGUGCACUUCAAGUGUACAUCAGUUAGUUGCCAAGAAAUUUAAGUGCAAAAUUUUAUUUCUCUGUAUUUUGAAACAAAAUACUUUUGUAAACAUACAUUUCAGUUUUUUUAACAGUGUUGUCAGUAGUAAGGACAUAGCAUAGCGCACUGGAAAUAUUAUUCUUAUUAACCAAAGACAGUGUGCUUCAUUCAGUAAAGAUGAAGGAACACAUUUAAGGAUUAGAGAUGUACAUUGGUAUGUUUGUGUGUGUGUGUAACUGAGUAUGCAUUCCUGCUUCUAAUAAAAUAGCAGUUUGGAAAUACUGUAA